Messenger RNA from Anopheles funestus (African malaria mosquito), 5201 nucleotides. It is a transcript of the gene eya, whose product is annotated as developmental protein eyes absent. Gene Ontology annotation, cellular component: nucleus. Gene Ontology annotation, biological process: positive regulation of DNA repair; negative regulation of extrinsic apoptotic signaling pathway in absence of ligand; cell differentiation. The record is from RefSeq and is a predicted model, not a curated record. Lineage: Eukaryota; Metazoa; Arthropoda; Insecta; Diptera; Culicidae. Bases 1193 to 3604 code for a protein of 803 amino acids. Gene Ontology annotation, molecular function: protein tyrosine phosphatase activity. The transcript has 8 exons.
UUCCAACACAUGCAAUCUCUCUCUCUCUUUUAAACAUUCUCUUUCGCUCGUGCUUGUUCUCUCGCGGAGCAUGAAUUCCCUAUGUUGAGGGAGAUCAAAAAAUGUGUAAAAAUUAGUUUCCAUUUAAAUCUCCGUCCGAGUGGAUCGCGGUCCGUGUGAGCGUGUCGUUUUACGUGCGUCGUUUUGCGUCGUGUUUUGUUGGAACGGUUGGAUACACGCUACGAACGGGUGAUUUUAGUGGAUGGGAAAUGAACUUCUCCAAAAAUUAGUGAAAUAGUUUGAUAAACUGGUGUGUGGAAAAGCGAUUGGAAUUUACUGUAAUAAUUUAAACAAAAAAGAGUGUAUCAAACCAACAUAAAAUAGGCGAAGACACUGUGAAGAAAAAAGUGUUUUGUGCAAUAGAAAACGGAAAUGCAUUUGUUGCAAAAGAAGUGAGUUGCAUAAUGUUCCCAAAAUAUGUUCCAUUUGAAGCAGUGAUUUGAUUGACAAGACAACCGGUGCAGCAUCCCUCCAUCGGAGACGUCAGCGGAUCGUCAUCCACGGGCAAUUGACACGCCGAAUGGACAAAUUGCAUCGCGCCCUUGUGUACCGUGUGUAGUGCAUGUGGAAGUGUGUGCGUGUGUGUUUGUGCCGCGAUUGUGUGCCGUUUUGUGUGCAUUGCGUUGGCCGUCGGUGAACCUAUCCGUACGUCGUUUGAAGUCGUGAUCAAUGAGCCGUAGCAACUAGUGAAGUAGUACUACUCAACCGUACUUUGUGUGUUUGUGUGAGUGAGUGUGUGUAUAUCCAAAACCAAACGUCAAACAAACGUCAUCUGAUUAAGUAAAUAAAAAAAAUAAUUCGUAAGCUGGAACUUGUGUGUGUGUUGAACGACGAUCGAGGGUAAUCUUAUAACGCAACGAUUACUAGCGUUAUUACUUCAACCAUCUCUGCUGCUACUACUACUUCUACUACUACUACUGCUACUACUCCGCUGCUGUUGCUUCUACUGACACCGAUCGCUGCUACUAGCAACGACUGAUCUCACGUAGAGAGUUCAAUUUUUGUUAAGCCACCUCGGUGCAUGUAAGUGUACCCCGUUCGUGAACUUUGUGCACACUUGCGACGGUGAUCGUGCGUGUUUGUGUGUGCGUGAGUGUGUGUGUGUGUGCCUGCGUGUGUUUCUGUCGAUUCUUGAUGUGAAAAAUCGUAUGAAAUGGUGACACUAAUGCCUUGUAGCUAUAUAUCUGCCCCCCGGAUCUCCAUCAUUGAUAAAAUGAUAGAGAUAGAACCAAAGGGAAAACGAUCGCGCACCGAAGGACCAGAUACGACGGAACGUUCGCGUAUCUACAGUAAUCUCGUGGAAUCGUCACCACUAGGAGCAGCAACGACGGUACCAACGCUGGACAGUAUCGGAAGUGGUUCGGCUUUAGCCUUGGGGACACCGUUCCACUAUCCACCUGUUCCGCUGUCAGCGCACACGCACCACAGUGGCGGCCCCAGCAGUGGAGUCAACAGUGAGCACGCGGUGUUCAAUCACGCCACUUCCGCCAACACAGCAACAACUGCCAUCGGAGGCAGUACAUUGUCCGCCAGUUCCUAUCGUGUGGGUGGCAAUUCGUCCGGCGGUUCCCUCGCUUUGCACAACAACGGGCUUAACUUAAGCUACGGACCACUGUCAAACGGCCCAGGCACAGCAAGUCCUGGAUCGCUUGCCAGUCGGCUAAACAACAGUGCGGGCAGCAGCAGUAGCAGCGGAAGCAGUGGUGGUAGCGCAUCCACCACCAUCACCUCGGGCACUGGUUCCGGUGGAAGUUCGGCGGGAUCCAGCACCGGAGGGCUGGUGGAUGGAUUGGCAACGCUGGCAACUGGUGGCACUAGCAGCAGUGGCAGCAGCAGCAACAGCAACAGCAGUGUAGGUGUAGGUCUGCUAACGACCGGAGGGAAUUCCGCCGAGUUGGGAAUGUCGCACUGGCUUAGUGACGGUACGGUCAAGUCGGAACUGCGCAGCCCCGGACUGGACGCGAAUCUGGCGGCGUCGGCUACCAAUCUGCCACUCGGUUCCACGACUAGCGCCCACCUUGACGGGACCGGUCUGUUCUGUGCCAAUCCCGGCUCUAGCGCUGCCGCUACACUGGACGCACUCCAGAGCCAAACGGCAGCGGCCUCGAACGUGUACGACCACAAGUCGGACUAUUACAAUUACUACAACAGUAUGCAGCAGUACACACCCGCAUUCUACUCGUCCGCGUACGGUGCGACGGCGUACGGUGCACGAACGGCAUCCACUAAGAUACCGUCCCCGAACACGUAUCUGACUUCACCGUACGCGGCAGCCGCUGCUGCCAGCAACAACAACUCCGCCCAGCUUUACUCCUCCUACGGGUACAACUCAUCGUUCGGUCAGUUCGGUGCGGGGCAGCAGGAUGGAUACAGCUAUUACAACGAUCAGUACAGCCCGUACUAUGCGAACACCGCCAGCUACUCGCCCUACGUCAGCUCGCCCGGCUCGAGCGGUAGCCAGGCUGGGUUCCACGUGGCGGCCGGCCUAUCGGCGGACAGUCCGUCCGAGGCGCACGCCACCACACCGAACAUGCUCGCCCAUUCACAUUCGCCCCAGUCACCGAUCUCGAUUUCACCUACGGCCGGGAUCGGAGCGGUUCCCGGUGUGGGCGGUUCGGGCGGUGGUAACAAAACGACACCGACCGGGAAAUCGGGACGGGCCCGCGGCAGACGUCACGCACAUCCAAGUCCAACGCGCAGCUCUACCAGUGAGCCGGGCAUUAGUGAAAAGGUUCCCGAGCGUAUCUUCGUGUGGGAUCUCGACGAAACGAUCAUCAUCUUCCAUUCUCUCCUUACCGGGUCUUAUGCUGGGCGAUACAAUAAGAACCGCGAUCACCAGGUGCAGCUUGGCUACCGGAUGGAAGAGCUGAUCUUCAACAUGGCCGAUGCAUAUUUCUUCUUCAACGAUCUGGAAGAGUGCGAUCAGAUACAUAUCGACGACGUUGCGUCCGAUGACAACGGGCAGGAUCUCAACAACUAUAACUUUGCAGCCGAUGGGUUCCACAAUGCCACACCGCAAGCAGGAGCUCCACCCAAUGUUUGUCUACCGAAUGGUGUGCGUGGUGGCGUCGACUGGAUGCGAAAGCUCGCGUUUCGCUAUCGGAAAAUUAAGGACACAUACAACACGUACCGGAAUAAUGUUGGUGGUUUGCUAGGACCGCAGAAACGUGACCACUGGUUGCAGGUACGUUCAGACAUCGAGCUCGAGACGGACAGCUGGCACAGUCUAACGCUGAAGUGCUUAAAUAUGAUUGCGCAGCGAGAAAACUGCGUUAAUGUGCUCGUAACCACAACGCAGCUUGUACCGGCCCUUGCCAAGAUUCUGCUGUACGGAUUGGGGCAGGUAUUCCCGGUAGAGAACGUGUACAGUGCGAACAAAAUUGGCAAGGAACAGUGUUUCGAACGGAUUGUAACGCGAUUCGGACGCAAAAGCACAUACGUCGUGGUAGGCGAUGGGCAGGAUGAGGAGAAUGCGGCCAAAAAUCUUAACUUUCCCUUCUGGCGGAUAUCCAGCCACAGUGACAUCAGAUCAUUGCAUACCGCACUGGAGAUGGGUUUCUUAUGAAAACUUUGCCACUGCUUACACGUCGUGGCCCGUGAUUGCCGAAUAGAAAGCGCGAUAGCGAAAUAUAUCUGCCGAAACAGCAACCCUUUUGCCGUAAAGCCAAACACCAAAAAAACCAAAAGACAAGACAAGUUGAUGAGAGAGAGAGAGAUGAUGCGAGAGCGAAACGUUUCACUAAUGGCUUCCGGUUUCCGGUUACUUAUCGCUCAAAAACGGGGGUAAAAAUUUAGUACAGCGGCGCGGGUCGAUGGUAGGGGGCGGCAAUGGUUUUUGGCAGCCAGUAUUUAUUAUUGUUUAUAGUGCCAGCGCUAUGUUAGAUGUAAAUUAUUUUAUGCAACUCCUGCACAACAUCCAUCCCCCCUAUCCGAGGUGUGGAUGUGUUCCGAAAGUACGUUCGAGAAUGGAAAUGAAAUUGCGCUAAAGUGCCACCUACUGGAUGGACACAAUAGAAUGGAAUGGAUGAAACAAAAGUAAAGAAGUAAAGCUCUAAAACUGCUCAAAAUAAUAGAGAACAAAAGAAAAAAAAACAAUCCUAAUGUGAAUGUUUACAAAAAUGGCCAAACCAAACACUGAAAUGCGUGAAAGAAACACACACACACAUAAAAGUCGUGUGUAGAACGCAUAAAGCGAUGUUUUAAAGGAUCUACUCGAUAUACAUAUUAGAUGGCUAUAAUGUAUGAUGCUGGUUCUCGUUUGCAAAAGAGUACGUCGGUACCAGCGGUACCAAUAUCCCAGUGCAAAUACCAUUUUCUUUGUUUUAUGUUUAGUUUUUUCCCCUUUUCAUCUAACGAAAAUUGUCUAUAUAAAAUAUGUAAAAUUAUGCUCGAAUAAUCGAAAGUUAUAGAAGCAAAAAGGAGCAAGAGAGAGGGGGAUAGAGUGGGUAUGUAAAAUGGAAAAGAUAAAGCAAGUGAAAGUAUCUUCUCCCUGGAGAUGGUCAUCUUUCAUUCAUUUCAUUAGAUAGAAUCGCAAGUUGUUAGUGAAUAUAUGCGCGUAAGUGGUAAUAGUAUUAUCAACAUCAUCAUCAGCUAAUGACCCAAGGAACUUUCGGUUGCUGCUGAACCUUUUCCGGUUCAAAACUGUGUAUCAUUACUGUUGGUAAAUCAGUGUAAAUACCUUAUCUAAACGUCCUAUUGUUCUCACGGUUCUUACUGGCCCUAGUGGGGGAGGUGGAAUAGGAAGCGAACAAUGUGCCCGGUCGUUCCAUUUCUAGGUGUAAUUUGUUGUAGCUGUGACAUAAAGCAAAUCUCCCUGUAACUGGAAAAGUGUGUGGGUCUGAUAAAAAAAAAAACACACACACACAAUUUCCCUCCAAAAGAAAGUAUGAUGCCAGUACAGUGCGGGCUAACUUCCUCGAGCAGAUGUACAUAUUCACGAUCGUUUAUUCAAAUCAAAAUAUUAUCCUAUAGAAUAAAGUUUAUCGCAGAAAAGAAAAACAAAAACGGGACAGCUAAUCGGGCACUAUCACGCGAAUUGAUCAAUAAGUGUUGCACAUGCACAUGGUUUCGUUGUGGAGAGAGGAAAAGCCUGUCCCAAAUACGUGAAUACACGAUGUACGAAAAGUAAAUAAAGAAAAAAAAGUACUUCAGCAUAAAUGGAA